CCGGCUGCAGGGUGCCUCCUGCCACGGGCUCUGCCGCUGCUCCGGCCCCGCACCCGGCUCGCGUUCCCCUCCUGGAGAGGCGCCGAUCGCAGCGCCCCGGCGCCGGGGAGGAAGCGGCAGGUUCCCCGCUUUGCACGGCGCCGAGUCCCCGGAGGAGCUGGGCGAGGCGGGCAGCCCCGGGGACUUCUCGCCGCGCGGCCGGGAGCAGGGGACCGGCCGCUGGAAGUUGCCGGGAGUGGCUCGGAGCUGGUGGCUUCCCCAGCACUUGCAGCGCAGUGGAUCUGACUCCCUUAAGUCACUCUGGUUCCUGGCUGAAACUUUGACAAUAUGGACAAGUCACCUUAAAGGGUGCUCCCACGGCCUGAUGGAUUUCUGAUAGCGUGCUACUGAAGAGCUGGAAAGAGCAUGGUUAAACACCAACCACUACAGUACUACGAGCCGCAGUUGUGUUUGUCAUGCCUGACUGGGAUCUAUGGCUGCCGUUGGAAACGGUACCAGCGGUCACAUGAUGACACCACAAAGUGGGAGCGCCUCUGGUUCAUAAUCCUCACCUUCGCUUUCUUCCUGACGCUGGUCUGGUUUUAUUUCUGGUGGGAAGUUCACAAUGACUACAAUGAAAUCAACUGGUAUUUAUAUAACCGAAUGGGAUAUUGGAGUGACUGGUCCAUUCCAAUACUUAUAACAGCUGCUGCUGGCUUUCUUUAUAUCACAGCGUUAUUGAUUUUAGCACUAUGUCACAUCGCUGUGGGACAGCAAAUGAACUUACACUGGCUCCACAAGAUCGGCCUGAUGGCGACCUUGGUAGUUACUGUAGUAACUAUGUCUUCUAUAGCACAACUUUGGGACGAUGAGUGGGAGAUGGUAGUUAUUUCAAUGCAGGCCACAGCUCCCUUUCUGCACAUAGGAGCCCUGGCUGCAGUCACGGCCCUGUCUUGGUUGAUAGCUGGGCAAUUUGCAAGAACGGAAAAAGCCACUUCACAGAUGUUGAUAUUCACUGCAUACUUUGCCGUCGUAGCUGCACUUUACCUCGUUCCCCUCACUGUCUCCUCCCCUUGUAUAAUGGAGAAGAAGAAUCUGGGACCAAAACCUGCCAUCAUUGGCCAUCGUGGUGCGCCAAUGCUGGCGCCAGAAAACACUCUGAUGUCCUUCCAAAAAGCAGUGGAGCAGAAAACAUACGGAGUGCAAGCUGACGUCGUGAUAAGCUAUGAUGGGGUUCCGUUUCUUAUGCAUGAUGAGACGCUCAGGAGGACAACUAACGUGGAGGAUGUGUUUCCAGAGCUGGCUUACGAGCAUUCUUACAUGUUCAACUGGACUGACCUGGAGAGGCUUAAUGCUGGAGAAUGGUUCCUAAAGAGUGACCCCUUCUGGACUGCUGGCUCCCUCUCAGAUUCAGAUUAUCUGGAAGCAGCAAACCAAUCAGUCUGUAAGCUGGCUGAUAUGUUGCAGAUUGCCAAGGACAACACGUCAGUGAUCUUGAACUUUCAGGACCUGCCUCGAGAUCAUCCGUACUACAGCACUUACAUCAACAUUACCCUGCAGACCAUUCUGGAGUCAGGGAUCCAGCAGCAGGCUGUGAUGUGGCUGCCCAACACGGAGCGGCAGCUGGUGAGGCAAAUUGCACCAGGUUUCCAGCAGACUUCUGACAUCAAAGCAGAUGCGGAGCGCUUGAGAGACAAAGGCAUCAAACAGCUGAACCUGCGGUACACUAAGGUCACCAGUGAGGACAUCAGGGAAUACACCGCCGCGAACCUAAGCGUUAAUCUCUACGUUGUGAAUGAGCCAUGGCUGUUCUCUAUCCUGUGGUGUGCUGGCGUUCAAUCUGUCACGUCUGAUAGCUCACAAAUCCUUAGCAAGGUGCCUUUUCCCGUUUGGCUAAUGCCUCCAGAUGAGUACAAUCUAAUCUGGAUAACAGCUGAUCUCAUUUCAUUUACCAUAAUUGUAGGAGUUUUUAUAUUCCAGAACUAUCACAUGAUCAGAUGGCGUCUGGGAAGCAUAAGGACCUACAACCCGGAGCAAAUCAUGCUCAGUGCUGCUGUCCGCAAGUCCAGCAGGGACGUCAAAAUCAUGAAGGAGAAAUUGAUCUUUUCAGAAAUAAACAACGGCGUGGAGAAUGCAGAUGAGCUGUCGUUAUGUUCUGAAAACGGUUACUCUAACGAGGGUGUCGCCCCCAUGGAUCAUCGAGACAUGAAGCUACGCAUGGACUGAGGAAUUAAAGGCCCGUGGCAUGACCCCCUCCCCCCCGCAGUGCUCCCGUCUGCAGUGGGUGGUAUUCACGCUGUCUAGGAUGGGGGAAACGCUCUGUGGAACUACGGAGCAUGCAGAGACCCCUUCUAUUGCUCUGGUUGCUGGCUUCCGACAUGCUCUGGACAGUGAGGCUGGGGCCGCUUCUUGUAAAUAUGUAGAAAGUCCUUUUUUUGUCUCUCUUUCGUCUAUUUUGGGGGGUUGUAUGUAUUUCUUCCAGGACACGAGCGGGACUAACUUGUGCAUUGAAACAGGAACAUUUUGGCCGAAUCUGAUGAAAUAUUGAGGUAACAUCUUGGACACUGGGGGAGACAGGCGGGGCAUGGACCUGAUCUUCCCCUUGGUGCAGUAAUUGUUAGCGGAACUUGUCUAAAAACCUGUGUUGUGAA
This is a messenger RNA of Gopherus evgoodei (Goodes thornscrub tortoise), 2630 nucleotides long. RefSeq names its product glycerophosphodiester phosphodiesterase domain containing 5 (gene GDPD5). Gene Ontology annotation, cellular component: plasma membrane. Gene Ontology annotation, molecular function: glycerophosphodiester phosphodiesterase activity. Bases 406 to 2205 code for a protein of 599 amino acids. The transcript is spliced from 18 exons. Gene Ontology annotation, biological process: positive regulation of neuron differentiation; lipid metabolic process. Lineage: Eukaryota; Metazoa; Chordata; Testudines; Testudinidae. The record is from RefSeq and is a predicted model, not a curated record.